Messenger RNA from Plutella xylostella (diamondback moth), 1354 nucleotides. It is a transcript of the gene serpin-1, whose product is annotated as antitrypsin. The record is from RefSeq and is marked provisional. Gene Ontology annotation, molecular function: serine-type endopeptidase inhibitor activity. NCBI's taxonomy places the organism in Eukaryota, Metazoa, Arthropoda, Insecta, Lepidoptera, Plutellidae.
CGCGCAAGGAUGAAGCUCUUAAUAUGUGUACUGUCUGUGGUCGUGGCAACAAUGGCGGACGAGAUCGAGGACUUCAAGCAGCAGCUCAACAAUGGAAACGAUCUAUUCACGGCCAAUAUGUUCUCGGAGGUUCUGAAGCAGCAGAACGGCAAGAACGUGGUCCUGUCAGCCUUCUCGGUGCUGACUCCGGUGGCGCAGCUCAGCCUGGCCUCCUCGGGGGAGACUCAUGACCUGCUCCUCAAGACCCUGGGCUUGCCCAGUGACGAAGCCAUCAAAAGCGUAUUUCCGCUCGUGAACGCUAAACUGCGGGACAUCAAGGGGGUGACGCUCAAACAAGCCAGCCGCAUCUACCUGCCGCUGACGGCCGAGCUGGCCGACGACUUCGCCGCCGCGUCCAGGGAUGUCUUCGGCUCCGAAGCCAAGAACCUCGACUUCACCAAAAACGUCGAGUCCGCUAAAGAAAUCAACGACUGGGUGGAAGAGCAGACCAACAACCGUAUCCAGGACCUGGUGGACCCUGACAGUAUCAAACCCGACACCGCCAGCCUUCUUGUCAAUGCCAUCUACUUCAAGGGUACAUGGAAGAGCAAGUUCGACAACGCGAGCACCACCGAGCGAGACUUCCACGUGUCCAAGGACAAGACCGUGAAGGUUCCCACAAUGUACCAGAAGGCUAGCUUCAAAUAUGGAGAAAGUGCUGAACUGGACGCUAAGCUUCUGGAAAUGCCCUACGAAGGAGAAAAAGCGUCAUUCCUGAUCAUUCUGCCCAACGACAUCGAAGGUCUGCCCGCCCUGACCGAGAAGCUCAAAGAGCCACAGCACCUCAACAAAGCUCUCAGUGAAAUGUACAAGGCCGAAAUCCAAGUGUACAUUCCUAAGUUCAAAAUCGAGACGGAGACCGAUCUCAAAGAAGUCAUGUCUAACAUGGGUCUAUCCAGCCUCUUUGAGCCUGGCAAAGCCACAAUUGACAAACUAUUGAAAUCUAAGGCGCCUUUGUAUAUUGGUGAUGCGAAACAGAAGGCUUUCAUUGAAGUGAACGAGGAAGGGUCUGAGGCAGCAGCGGCUAAUGUGAUGAACUUCGCGAUGUGUUCAGCGAUGAUCGGCCCCACUCCCUUCAGCGCCGACCGACCCUUCGCUUUCGCUAUUCGACACGCUGGCAUCAGCUUCUUUAGUGGAGCUUUCUUCGAAGAUUAGCAUUCGUCAGUAGAGAACCACAAAUAGGGUUUUUUAUACAUUUGUCCGCUAUUGAUGACCCCGAGAAGAGGUUUGCUUUUUAACAGUUCAUGGUAACGAGUUAAGUGAUGUCUGAAGGCAACAUUGAGUUUUUAUUUUUUCUAUUAAUAAAACGGGUAUU